GCCGCCGAGAGCUGGGAAGCGGUGCUGCGCUCCCGAGGUUGUGUCGUGGGCGCCGUCCUAGCGGCGUGGAGCGCACCGCGGAGGGGACAUGAGAUCAGAGAAGUCCCUUACGCUGGCUGCGCCGGGGGAGGUCCGCGGGUCCGAGGGGGAGCAACAGGAUGCGGGAGAGUUCCCGGAGGCCGGCGGCGAGGGCUGCUGUAGCAGCGAGCGGCUGGUGAUCAACAUCUCCGGGCUGCGCUUUGAGACGCAGCUGCGCACCUUGUCGCUGUUUCCCGACACGCUGCUUGGAGACCCCGGCCGCCGAGUCCGCUUCUUCGACCCCCUGAGGAACGAGUACUUCUUUGAUCGUAACCGACCCAGCUUCGAUGCCAUCCUGUACUACUACCAGUCGGGGGGCCGCCUGCGGAGGCCUGUCAACGUGCCCCUGGACAUCUUCCUGGAGGAGAUCCGCUUUUACCAACUAGGGGACGAAGCCCUGGCCGCCUUCCGGGAGGACGAGGGCUGCCUGCCUGAAGGUGGCGAAGAUGAGAAGCCACUACCCUCCCAGCCCUUCCAGCGCCAGGUCUGGCUUCUCUUCGAGUACCCGGAGAGCUCAGGGCCUGCCAGGGGCAUCGCCAUCGUCUCUGUGUUGGUCAUCCUCAUCUCCAUCGUCAUCUUUUGCUUGGAGACGUUGCCCCAGUUCCGCGCGGAUGGGCGCGGUGGGACCAAUGAUGGUGGUGUGAGCAGAGUCUCCCCAGUCUCCAGGGGGAGUCAGGAGGAAGAGGAGGAGGAAGAUGAUUCCUAUACAUUUCACCCUGGCAUCCCCCAUGGGGGAGUAGGGACAGGAGGCUCACCCUCACUCAGUACUCUUGGGGGCUCCUUCUUCACUGAUCCCUUCUUUCUGGUGGAAACGCUUUGCAUUGUAUGGUUCACUUUCGAGCUGCUGGUGCGUUUCUCUGCCUGCCCCAGCAAGCCCGCCUUCUUUCGCAACAUCAUGAACAUCAUUGACUUGGUGGCCAUCUUCCCCUACUUCAUCACCCUGGGCACUGAGCUGGUGCAGCAACAGGAGCAGCAAAGUGCAAGUGGUGGGGGUGGCCAGAACGGGCAGCAGGCCAUGUCCCUGGCUAUCCUCAGGGUGAUCCGCCUGGUGCGCGUGUUCCGGAUCUUCAAGCUCUCCCGCCACUCCAAGGGGCUGCAGAUUUUGGGCAAGACCUUGCAGGCGUCCAUGAGGGAACUGGGGCUGCUCAUCUUCUUCCUCUUCAUCGGAGUCAUCCUCUUCUCCAGCGCCGUCUACUUUGCAGAGGCUGAUGAUGACGACUCACUCUUCCCUAGCAUCCCAGAUGCCUUCUGGUGGGCAGUGGUUACAAUGACCACUGUAGGUUAUGGGGAUAUGUAUCCCAUGACCGUGGGAGGUAAGAUCGUGGGCUCUCUGUGCGCCAUUGCUGGGGUCCUCACUAUCGCCCUGCCGGUGCCAGUCAUCGUCUCCAACUUCAACUACUUCUACCAUCGGGAGACAGAUCACGAGGAGCAAGGGCAGUAUACACAUGUCACUUGCGGGCAGCCCACACCAGACCUGAAAGCAACUGACAAUGGACUUGGCAAGCCAGAUUUCUCCGAGGUCCCCCGGGAACGGAGGCCUAGCUACCUUCCCACUCCACAUCGGGCAUUUGCUGAGAAAAGGAUGCUCACAGAGGUUUGACAGAGCGAGCUGGGCCUGCGGGAGAAGGGGAACUCUGAGCAAACCAUCUCUUAGGCUUCCUUCUUAUC
Molecule: messenger RNA, 1746 nt
Organism: Castor canadensis (American beaver)
Lineage: Eukaryota; Metazoa; Chordata; Mammalia; Rodentia; Castoridae
Source: RefSeq, a predicted model, not a curated record